UACCCUCAAAAUGUCUCUCAACAAUAAAAUUAUUUAUCCAAAUAAAAAUAUCCAAACAUAUUCACCUCCUUUAACAUCUCAAAAUCAACAUCCUUCAUUAAUUCAUCAAAAAAGUUUUGCUUCAAUUCGUCAAUUUGUUCUUUCAAAUAAUUAUUUUAAACAACAAAAAGAAGAACAAAAUCAAAAAUUUCCUCGUUUUUCUUCUAUUAGAAGACGAAAGAAAAUUUUAGAUGAGGAAAAUGGCAACAAAAAUGGAAAAAUUAAAAGAAUUCCUUCUGUCAGAAAAGUUGGCGUUUGCCAUGGAAAGAGCAAUAAUCUUGAUUGGCGUUCAAAAAGUGUUGCUGGUCUUAAAUCUACUAAUACAGCUACCAAUAAGUUGUUAUUAAAAUUAAUUUUUAAGUGAUUUCUUUUUUGGUUGUUGACCAUCCCUAAUUCCGAUACGAUCGGACAUGAAGAAUUUUUCUUUAAAAUUAUUUUUUCCCGACUUUGAUUCCUUAUCGAGAACCAACUUUUUAAAUCUAACAAAAAUAAUACAAGCUUUAUAUUUAAUAAAUUGUAAGAACUCCAAUUGCCGAACAACGCAAAUAUUCAUUAACUCUUAUUUCACAAAAAGCAAAAAAGUCAAUGCAACGCAAGUUAAGUGAAUUAGCCAAAAAUGAUUCCAAUUUUGUUACUCAAACAAUUGGAAGAAUAGUUCAACAACAAACUUCUUUAGAUAAACAACAAAAUUGUGAACAUAAAAGUGGGUAAUUUAAUUGAGUUGGUAGAUUUAACUAUUUUUCCGAAAUAUGUUUUAUUUUGCUAUUAAAUUAUUUGGGGAGGGGGGGGGGUUGUUGUGGGUAUUUUAAUUUAUACAAUUUUUUCGAAAUUUUAUGUCUACUUGAUAUUUCAAUUUUUACAUUUUUUCUUUUUAUCUUUAGUUCAAUUUCUUUUAUUACAAUUUUUUGUUUUUUUUAAUUCGUAUACAUCAUUU
Meloidogyne enterolobii is the source of this 973-nucleotide messenger RNA. Lineage: Eukaryota; Metazoa; Nematoda; Chromadorea; Rhabditida; Meloidogynidae. The record is from the annotation of a GenBank genome assembly.